CUAUCAGUAGCUGGAGAAUCUCGGACUGAGUUAUUAGCUCCCGAUCACAUUAGCAUGUCUCUAUCAGGACGUCCCAACACGGUCCGGCUGGUGUUCCUCGGAGCAGCAGGGGUCGGUAAGAGCGCGCUCAUCCGCCGUUUCCUCCACGACCGCUUCGAGCACAAGUACACGCGCACAGUGGAGGAGCUUCACGUGCUGGAGUAUGACAUUCCCGGGUCAGGGAAGAUGCGACUCGAGAUCCUGGACACGAGCGGGAGCUACUCGUUCCCGGCCAUGCGCGAGCUCUGCAUACGGCACAGCGACGCCUUCGCCCUCGUGUACGCCGUGGACGACCCCGGGUCCCUCGAGGAAGUGAAACGGCUCCGCGACGAGAUUCUGGAGCUGCGGGGCGGCAAAGGCGCGGCCAUAACAGUGGUUGGCUGCAAGGCGGAUCUGACCGAGGCCGAGGGUCGCGUGCUGCUGGCGGCUGAUGUCAUGGCCACUGUGGAGGGUGAGUGGGCUGCAGACUUUGUGGAGGCGUCCGCGCGCACAGGUGGAAACACGGUGGGGGUGUUUCGCUCCCUGCUGCAACAGGUGAAAGUGCCGCACCGCCUGAGCCCCGCGGUGUGGAGGCGCAGAGACACGGAGCCCAGAACGGCAGUGAAGAGGAGACCCCCGCUGAGGAAGAACCACAGCUGUAUCCUGUCAUAGGACAUGAAUGUGAUGAGAUGAACUCUGCAGCUGGACUGCUCUGCUCCACGUGAUGCUGGUCAACACACAAACAAAUAACUGUUGUUUUAUUAUUAUUUUUCAGAUAUUGGAAUUUGAAGGGGUUGUCCUCUGAAUUAUAUGGAAUUAAAAGUGUAUUUAAGUGCUGCAGUGUUUCUUAUUUGUCACGUUUUUUGUGUAUAUUCUUACUUUUGUGUCAAUAAAACAUUUUUGUCACUGAAA
Cheilinus undulatus (humphead wrasse) is the source of this 930-nucleotide messenger RNA. RefSeq names its product RASD family member 3 (gene rasd3). Bases 55 to 690 code for a protein of 211 amino acids. The transcript has a single exon. NCBI's taxonomy places the organism in Eukaryota, Metazoa, Chordata, Actinopteri, Labriformes, Labridae. The record is from RefSeq and is a predicted model, not a curated record. Gene Ontology annotation, molecular function: GTP binding; GTPase activity.